Messenger RNA from Eimeria maxima, 240 nucleotides. RefSeq lists its product as hypothetical. NCBI's taxonomy places the organism in Eukaryota, Apicomplexa, Conoidasida, Eucoccidiorida, Eimeriidae. Bases 1 to 240 code for a protein of 79 amino acids. The record is from RefSeq and is a predicted model, not a curated record. The transcript is spliced from 2 exons.
AUGAGUUCCAGGUCCCUUGGGACACCUGAGGAACCCAUAGCCCUCACAGUGGUCGAAGUUUCCGGUUAUCAUAACCACCUGUGUGGUGUCCCCAGAGUUGUCGAAGUUUCCGGCUAUCAUAACCACCUGUGUGGUAAACUUUGUCGUCAAACAGCAGAUUUUGCUCUGAAUGAAAAGACGCUCAUCAUAUACCGUGUGACUGCGAUGCUCCACUGCAUUGCCCACUGCCUCUGGAAAUGA